GACAAAUUAAGAGAACGAUCUAAAUACUGUGAAUGUAAAACUGAUACUCAACUUUUACACAUAUACUUUAUGAAAGUAAAAAUGAAAGAAAUUCGAUUACUUUUUCCCUGUUUGGAUGAAUGCCAUCUGCAGCAAAAGGUAUAAGAACUUAGCUCUAGCGUCAACGGAGGCUCCGCAAGAAGACUGUUUUCAACGUGGAAGUCAAUUGAAGAAAAUUUCCACGUACUCGUACAAAGGAAUAAAUGGUAAAAGUGUGCAAUAGUCUCCAGAUAAACAUGUGAAAGACACAAAUAGGGAAAAUUGGUUUCAAUGGACGGCAAAACAAGGGUUUAGUGGGAAAAAUGGGUGGGAAAUCAAGGGUUGAAUGGUUAAGUUGACCCACUCUGUUUACCGUCAAUUUUUAAUGUUUGUAUAACUCCGGAUAGUGUACCAAUCCUUGCACAGAGAGAGAGGAAAAAAAAAAAAAAAAAAGGAAAGUGAAACUUGGGCCAGCCGAAUGUGUUUCAGUGACCAGCCCACUGGGCUUUCGUUGCGUUAUAGAUUUUCAUACGGCGGUGCCCAUAGCAUGUGCAGGUUCAAGCGCACAUUACGCACCGUUUUUAGCUGGUCCGUAGUUAGCGCACAUAUCAGCGUCUCACAUGCCUUUGCUAGUUGCCACUCUUCUACUCCGAGGUGACAGGAGUUCUGCCCGAUCAUAUACGUAAAUCCCGAUAAUUCCUCUGCCAUUACGAAGACCUUCGUCUUUGUCGUCUUUUUUCAUUUUCCAAAAAUUUACCAUAAUUAUAUAAUAUGUUUUAAAUCCGAGACAACGAAAUUUCUCCAACUUACUAUUGCUAUGUAUUAAUCAUUGUUCAUUAGAAUUCAGAAAGAAGUUUAAUCCGGUAGGUAAAAGUAGUGAAACAAUCCAGCUUUUAAUCUCAUCUUUCGCUGUUAUACCGAUCUGGUUAUUUAAAAUUUAUACUUUGAUUUCAGUGGGUAUUUCUUUACUCUACUUUCCCAUUUGAGCACUUUCAAUUUUUUCUUUCCUUUUUUGAAAUAUCUCAUGGAUCUUCCAUCCUGCUUCAGAUUUUUAAGUCCUUAGACUCAUCAUCGUGGAUUUCAUGCAGGUUUAGAUUGCUUUUUUUUUUUGCGUGUUGUUUUCCAAUUUUGCUGUUUAUUUUUUUCAAAAAGAGCAUUUAUUGGGGGUAAGGGAGAGAUGGCUCUAGCUCGUCUAGGCCGCCAGGCAAAACGCCCAUAUGGGUUCUGUGCAAAGGUGACGGCAGUGGCCGUCAUGGGUCUUUGCUUUAUAGUUUUAUGGUCUGUGUUUUCUUCUUCUUCCACAUCCGUUACUGUUCAAAGAGAAAGCUUCGACGAUAUAGGCGAACCUGCAUCAGGGAAUGCAAAGGUAAGAACUUUUGGGUCUCAGACUAAUAAGAAACAAGUGGAAAAGCAUGAAUCGAGUGAGAAAGUUAAAUUUGAGUCUGAUUUGGAGAAGGUUGAGAAAAAGGUCAAUGCUUCUUCUGUGUCUUCUUCUGUCAAUAAGCAUAAAUCUGAGAAGAAAAGAAAAGAAAUACCAAAUAAGAAAAAAGAGAAAGAAAAGGUAAAGUUGCCAGAGGGAGGGAAAAGAGAAGAUAAUGGGUCUGAGGAAUCUGAAAAUGAAGAUUCACAAAAGGAAGAGGAAGACGAAGAAGGACUAGUAGUGGAUGGCAAGGAACAAGCUUUGGAACAUGAAGGUGAAGUGAGUGAAGACACAGAUGAAGAAGGUGUUUUGGUUGAGAAAGUUGAUCAAGAAUCUGAGGAGAAGUUGGAAGACGAAAGUGAUGAAUCGAGAAAAGGGAAAAAGAAGACAAAGAAGAUAAAGGGUCCGGUGUUUGAUCCGAAAGUGCAAUAUAGUUGGAAACUUUGUAAUGCAAGGAGCAAGCAUAAUUACAUUCCUUGUAUUGACUAUGAAGUUAGUUCAGGAAAGCUCCAAAGCUAUCGUCAUACAGAGAGGAGUUGCCCGAGAACACCACCAAUGUGCCUUGUACCUCUUCCCCAUGAUGGGUAUCGGGUUCCAGUGCGGUGGCCCGAGAGCAAAGUGAAGAUAUUAUAUAAGAAUGUGGCACAUCCAAAACUUGCUGCAUUCAUUAAGAAACAUAGUUGGGUGAUGGAGUCUGAAGAGUAUCUCGUCUUCCCCCAAAACCAAUCUGAGUUUAAGGGUGGAGUUUUUCACUAUAUUGAGUCCAUUGAAGAGAUGGUACCAGAUAUUGAAUGGGGGAAGAACAUUCGUGUAGUGCUGGACAUUGGAUGUACAGAUUCAAGUUUUGUAGCUUCUCUUUUUGAUAAGGAUGUAUUAACAUUGUCAUUGGGCUUGAAAAAUGACCUAGUUGACCUAGCUCAGGUUGCCCUUGAGCGUGGUUUUCCUACACUGGUGAGCCCUUUUGGAAGUAGAAGGCUUCCUUUUCCUAGUGGCGUUUUUGAUGCUAUUCAUUGUGGUGGGUGCACUGUAACAUGGCAUUCAAGUGGGGGAAGGCAUCUUCUAGAGAUGAAUAGGAUUUUAAGGCCAGGCGGCUACUUUGUCUUGUCAACUAAACAUGACAACAUUGAAGAUGAAGAAGCCAUGACUACUUUGACAGCUUCAAUUUGUUGGAAUAUUCUGGCUCAUAAAACCGAUGAUGUUGGUGAAGUGGGUGUUAAAAUAUAUCAGAAGCCCGAAUCAAAUGAUAUAUAUGAGUUGAGGAGGAAGAAACAUCCACCUUUAUGCAAGGAAAAUGAAAACCCAGAUGCUGCCUGGUAUAUUCCCAUGACGACUUGCUUGCAUACCAUUCCAUCUGCUAUAGAACAACAUGGAACUGAGUGGCCAGAGGAAUGGCCCAAGAGGCUCGAAACUUAUCCUGACUGGUUAAAUGAUAAAGAUAAAUUGAUUGCAGACACGAAGCACUGGACUGCUAUUGUUGACAAAUCCUAUCUCACUGGAGUUGGAAUUGAUUGGGCCAAUGUUAGAAAUGUAAUGGACAUGAAAGCCAUAUAUGGGGGCUUUGCUGCGGCCCUUAUAAAACAGAAGGUCUGGGUGAUGAAUGUUGUUCCGGUCCAUGCACCAGACACUCUUCCAGUCAUUUUCGAUCGUGGGCUUGUUGGCGCGUAUCAUGACUGGUGUGAAUCUUUCAGCACUUAUCCUAGAUCAUAUGACCUUUUGCAUGCUGAUCAUCUAUUUUCACGGCUAAAGAACAGGUGUAAGCAGCCGGUAUCAAUUGUUGUUGAGAUGGAUCGUAUAUUACGGCCGGGGGGUUGGGCAAUUAUACGCGAUAAAGUUGAGAUACUGGAUCCAUUAGAGGGAAUAUUGAGAAGUUUGCAGUGGGAGAUACGAAUGACUUUUUCUCAGAACAAAGAGGGUAUUAUUUGUGCUAAAAAAACCAUGUGGCGGCCUUAACUUGUCCAUUUUCUUCAUCUGAAGUGUUAUUACUGCUAUGACUACUAAUUUUUACGAGAUUUCUGGAUGUGCCAGAGGGCCAAAGAGCAUAGGCAAAUUUUUUAUUUUUGCUUGGAAGAAAAAGGAACCAAAAGGGGAAGAGUGUUCAUAUUGUUCAUUUUUAUGCAAGAUUUGUGCAUUGACGUAGUUAAUGAGGACACUAAUUGGAUAUACCAAUUUUUAUAGAUGUUUUUUUAUGAUUUUUUUGGGUGGUCUAUUUUGUUUAGUCCUGGCCUCUUCGGGUAUGUAAAGUUCGGGGGAGAGAGGUUGAUUGGUUGAAGGUUUACGAGUCCCAUGUCAAGAAGUGAUAUUUUUGCUUUU
This is a messenger RNA of Ziziphus jujuba (common jujube), 3748 nucleotides long. Its product is annotated as probable methyltransferase PMT28. Bases 1196 to 3388 code for a protein of 730 amino acids. The transcript has 8 exons. Gene Ontology annotation, cellular component: endosome; trans-Golgi network; cytoplasm. Lineage: Eukaryota; Viridiplantae; Streptophyta; Magnoliopsida; Rosales; Rhamnaceae. Gene Ontology annotation, molecular function: methyltransferase activity. The record is from RefSeq and is a predicted model, not a curated record.